Messenger RNA from Scophthalmus maximus (turbot), 2678 nucleotides. RefSeq names its product ADP-ribosylation factor 6a (gene arf6a). The record is from RefSeq and is a predicted model, not a curated record. The transcript has 2 exons. Gene Ontology annotation, biological process: vesicle-mediated transport; intracellular protein transport. Lineage: Eukaryota; Metazoa; Chordata; Actinopteri; Pleuronectiformes; Scophthalmidae. Gene Ontology annotation, cellular component: cytoplasm. Gene Ontology annotation, molecular function: GTPase activity; GTP binding. The coding region runs from base 834 to 1361 and encodes 175 amino acids.
AGAGGAAGUGGCGGCUGAUCUGGGUCCGCACCUUUUCCGGUAACACAGCACCGCCACAGCUCGACUGAACGGCCGCAGAGAGAGAGAGGGAGGAAGCGAGACGGAGAGCGGCAAGAGCGGGGAGAAACGGCCCGGGGACUGGGGGGAGAUCGCCGCAGACGGGAAGAGAAGAAAGUCGGAUGAAUCAAUGACCUUUUGAGCGCUCCUGCUCUGGAUGUCCCGGCGCAGAGCUCGUGUGUGCUGCUGCUUCGCAAUAACAAAAGCACCGCGCUGUGAAAUUCGCCGACCGGAGCUGGCUACGGGCAAGUGUGGAGCGCCGGCUGCCGAAGGAGGAAGUGGGAACCCGGGGCUCGGACUGGGCCCGAUUCGCACAGACGGCUGUUUGUAGGCAGCUACACCACCGGCCCGGCGGAGGGCGGCUGGAUUCCAAAGCAGAAAUUACGACUUGAAAUGUGGCGUUUGAAUCACGCCUGUGCUCGACGGCUGCUCUGAAUCGAGGGGGAUGUCAUUUUUUCUCCUUACAUUGGAGGGCAGCGGAUCAUGAAAACACAUCCCCGCCCAAUUCUGCGAGGGCUCCACACACACUGCUCCCACUGAGCGCUCCCGGGCACCAUCUCAGGUCGGAUCCCAGAGAAUUGUACCACUCCGUUAUUCAACUGUCCAGACUUGAAAGUCACCGCCUUUUUUGAACAUUGACACUUGUGUCAGCUGCCGUCACGUGGAAGGAGCUGUGACCUCUCACGGUUCUAUUGAAAACAACUCCUUUCUCUCCCUCGUCAGAGAAGUAUUUUUAAAAUAAUCUUCUAACAAAGUAUUUAUGCACAGCAAACACAAUGGGGAAAGUGCUGUCAAAGAUCUUUGGCAACAAGGAGAUGAGAAUAUUGAUGCUUGGACUUGAUGCUGCUGGUAAAACGACCAUCUUGUACAAGCUGAAGCUGGGACAGUCGGUCACCACCAUCCCCACGGUCGGGUUCAACGUGGAGACUGUCACCUAUAAGAAUGUGAAGUUCAACGUGUGGGACGUGGGGGGGCAGGACAAGAUCAGGCCACUUUGGAGACAUUACUACACUGGCACCCAGGGCCUCAUUUUCGUGGUGGACUGUGCCGACAGGGACAGGAUCGACGAGGCGAGGCAGGAGCUCCACCGGAUCAUCAACGACCGGGAGAUGAGGGACGCCAUCAUCCUGAUCUUCGCCAACAAACAGGACCUCCCAGAUGCCAUGAAGCCCCACGAGAUCCAGGAGAAGCUGGGCCUGACCCGGAUCAGAGAUAGGAAUUGGUACGUUCAGCCCGCGUGUGCGACAACAGGGGAUGGACUAUACGAGGGCCUGACCUGGCUUACCUCAAAUUAUAAAUCUUAAUGUUUUUCCCCGAACACCAGCCUGGACACUUGGAGGUAAAAAAAAAAAAAAAAAGUAGCUGAGAAUGAAAACAUGAGUAAAAAAAAAUGCAAUCUGAAGCAAUUAAUACCACAACCUCUCUGCUGAGUAUAUUUCAAAGAGAGUAGCAAUUAUAUUUUCUUUUCUUUUCCUUUUUUUUUUGAUGACUUCACUAUAACCCCAGAUUUCACUUAAACAAAUGACAAUUGUUUUAUGCCUGGCUUUCUUUUUGUUUUUCCUUUUUAGUUUGCUUUGGUUCACAUUCUGUAUAAUCAAUACUGUUUAAAUAUACAACAUGCUUUACUUUGAGCUCUUACUGCAAAUUCUUUUGUUUUCCUCCUCUCGUAUUAUUGCGUUUAUGGGACUUUUGGGACACACACACACAGACACACACACACACACACACACACACACACUUAUAGUUUGGCCCCUUGCUUGGCUCUCAUUCAGUCUUCUCAUGACCCAGCUACAUAUCCAAAGGAUGGGAAAAGUCCAGAAACCAUCGCCUAUAGCAUCAGCAUAUCACUUUACGUGGCUCAAACUGCCUCCGCAAUGUGUAAGAAUGUGUAUUACGGAUAUGUUAGGACCUCAAAAAAAACAAUUUUCAUAAUUGAUUGUACUGGGAUGAAUGAGGAAAUGUGUUCGUACUGUGCAGUGAUUGCAUCCAUAAUGUCUACCGUGGCAGUUUGUUUGAAAGACACUAUGUGGACGCUGGAUAUUCACACACACACUGUGAUAUGGAUAUAUAUUUUUGUUGUUUCAGGGAACCUGAACCUGUUACCACCAGUCUUAUCAUUAUUCUUAUUCUUAUUGCCUCUUAUUUUCCCUCGCAGAGCUUCCAUUACUCUUGAGUAUUUGUAGAUUCAGCUGCCUUCGGACGCGUUACAGAUGCCCCAAAAUCAAGACAGUUACUACAGCAGAAGGUGUUCUCAAACGCCGAGCUUGCACUUUUGGAGGGGGUGGGUGUAUGUGUGUGUGUGGGGGGGGGUGUACGGACUAGCUGGCUGUGCACAUUUUCAUUUUCUGCGACUGACUUUUGGACCCCGGCGAGUGUUUACGACAUUCCCAACUCCCCCACCACCUCCAAUGUAGGUGCCUCAGUGACUGCUACCCUCCUCCUCUUCCUCUUCUUAAAAAAAAACAACUAAAAACACCCAUCAUCACCUGCCUGUACACGUAAGGUCCUGCAGACACACACCAGCCUUCUGUUGAUUGUUCAUAGAUGCUGCUUUGUUUGUUGUUGUUGUUCGCUUUUUUUUUUCUCUGCUAUUGAAAUAAUAAAAAAAUAUAUCCAGAUCA